CGCCGGUAGUCUCUCUGAUUGCCGCCUAAGUAGUGAGGAAAACAGUUAAUCGAUCUUGUAUAGUUGAAUGAGGAUCCUAGGAAAGUUUCUUCAGAUCCGUAAUGGUUUCGUGAUAAGUAGUAAGUGUAUCGGUACAACCGCUACGAUGGCUAAGAGUAAAUUCGACUACGUGAAAGAGUUUGAGCUGGACGAUAAAUGUCUACCUAACUGUUGGAUUGUGGUUAGGAUAGACGGUCGUAAUUUCUCGGCGUUCACCGAGAAACAUGAUUUCGCCAAGCCUAACGAUCCUGGUGCACUCGAACUUAUGAAUCGAGCUGCUAUUACUGUCAUGGAAGAGUUCCGCGAAAUCAUCAUCGGCUUUGGGCAAAGCGACGAGUACUCAUUUGUCUUUCGUAAAGACACCACGUUGUUCAAUCGUAGGGCAUCAAAGCUCAUGUCCAAUGUGAACUCGUUGUUCUCCUCUUCAUACGUGUACUACUGGCCAUGCUUCUUUAAGAAACCAUUGCAGUACCCACCAGCCUUUGAUGCUAGAGUAGUGCUGUAUCCUACUGAUAAGAAUCUCAGAGACUAUUUAGCUUGGAGACAGGCUGAUCUUCAUAUCAAUAACCUGUAUAAUACAUGUUUUUGGAAUUUAGUCCUCAAAAAGAACAUGAAACGGCAGGAGGCCGAAGAGAAAUUGAGUGGCACUCUAGCUGCACAUAAAAACGAGCUUCUAUUCCAAGAGUUCAAAAUUAACUAUAACAAUGAACCUGCAUUGUUUAGGAAGGGAACCACUCUUAUAAGAAAACUAGUGCCAAACGAAAUGGGUCGUUUGAAACCUACAGUAGUGCCUCUAACGGACGACAUUAUUGCAGAUCGUUUCUGGAAGGAGAACCCUGAAGUGAUUGGUAUGAAAAGUUUAGGAACUUAUCAGCCACCUUUGAAAGCACCUCUUGUUCCUGGUGGUUUCAAUCCUACAGCAGUGAAUGCUGUUAUUCCACCAAUGUCAAUGAGGCCUAUGCUUCCUACUAAUAUCAUACCACCUCAUACAAUGAUCAAUUCUGCACUUCCAAAAAAAACGAUCGAAUCUAAUCAUCAAGAUGCCAAUCGUGAACUAAAUAGAAAUGGAGAUAUUAGUGGCCACAAAUAGUUAUUUAUAUAAACCUACUUAUACCUAAAUCAUUGACUAGUAUUCAGUUAAUAUUACCUUCUGCUCUAUAUUUUUAAACAGAGCAGUUACAUAUUGUAAUGAGUGAAAAUUCAGUCCUUUCGUAAGCUUGUGAGAUUUUAGUUUUACAAUUUUCUACUUAUAAAUGAGAAAAUCAGUAUAUUUGCUGCAUUUAUGGUUAUAUUCAUUUUAUUACAUCACUUAUUAAACUUACAACGUAAAUUAUUUUAUUUAAUUAUUUAUAUAUAGAGAGGUUGUCAUUCUUGAUAAUGACUACCUUUGAUUCAUCUCUAGAUACAAAAUGAAAAAUUGAAAGUCACUGAUAAAAAAUCCUGACUGUUGCUUCAGUAAAAAUUCUAUAGAUACAAAAUUAUAUCUAAAAUUUACAUUAGUUAUUAUUAAAAUAUAAUUUUUUUUAAAUUCUUUAACAAGGUUUAUUUUGUUUUAACAAAUUACAUUUAUAAUUAUAGUGACCUUAAACAUACUAGUUUUUGAGUAAUUAAAAAGUUUCUAAUCUACAUUUUUAAACAACCUAAUUUGGUAGACAAGAAAAUAAUCCUCAAAAUAUGAAAAGACAAAAACUAAUUUAUGCAUGAAGAAUAUAUGUAAACGAUUUUUUAAUAGUACUCAUAUGAGUCUGGUUUUAUUUAUUUGUAGCAUAUAGUGUCAAUUGUUGAAUCUAUUGAUAAUAUUUUUGUAUCUUUAUCAUAAGACAUGUUGAGAAAAUAAAGCAUUUUUUGAAUAUGCACAAUAAUGUAUUUUAUAUAAUUUUACAUUGGAGGCUACAGAAAUGUACAUUCAAUUUUCAUCACCAUGACAAUGACGUGGAAUGCAAUUAACGAUUUACUGAAUAAAAUAAUAGUACAUUUUUGUAAUUUAUACCAUGUACAUAACAUAUUAACAAUUAAAAGAUAGAUAAUACUUCUCGUGAUACAUUUGACAUUGAAAAUAAAACUAUUUACAUGUUUACUUCUGCUUUUCAAUGAUUCUGUUGAUUGAUGGUAACAAUUUAGAAUAACUAAACUCCACAAAAAUAUUUUGUUGGUAGUUGUCAAUAAUAUUAUGAGCCUUUACAUAUGUUCAUGUGAUUUCAAAUUACAGCAAAGUAAA
Phymastichus coffea is the source of this 2257-nucleotide messenger RNA. RefSeq names its product probable tRNA(His) guanylyltransferase (gene THG). The transcript is spliced from 3 exons. Lineage: Eukaryota; Metazoa; Arthropoda; Insecta; Hymenoptera; Eulophidae. Gene Ontology annotation, biological process: tRNA modification. Gene Ontology annotation, molecular function: magnesium ion binding; tRNA guanylyltransferase activity. Bases 68 to 1129 code for a protein of 353 amino acids. The record is from RefSeq and is a predicted model, not a curated record.